CGCUCGCCUUAGAGAAAGGGGCGGGGCGGAGCAGAUGAUGCUACAGCGUUGCAAGCUGGGUAAACACGUGUGUGAGAUCGCGGAGGAGCGGACACUGUGUCGGUGACGCUGGGAUUUUACCGCCAUGUCGUCCAAAAAACGCCCAGACGGGGACGAGCGCUUCCUCCGGGUCCAGAAGGACCCGCGGUUCUGGGAGAUGCCAGAGAGGGAGCGCAAAGUCAAGAUCGACAAACGCUUUCAGUCCAUGUUCCACGACGAGCGCUUCAAGGUCAAGUACACGGUGGACAAGCGAGGGCGGCCCAUCAACCACACCUCCGCUGAGGACCUGAAGCGCUUCUACAAACUGUCCGACUCCGAGGGGGAGGAAGCUGGCGAGGGCGAGGAAGCAGCAGAGGUGAAGAAGAAGAAGGACGUUGGCGGCGCCAAAGCAGAGCAGCCUAAAGGAGCAGCGAGUCUCUCUGAAGGUGUUGAAGAUGAUGACGAGCAGCGGUCUGCAGAGGAGGAUGAAGAUGACCUAAGCGUCUCUGAUGAGGAGGAGGAGGAGGCGCAGAGUGACGAGGCGAGUGGAUCUGAUGAAGAGGAGUCGGGCCUGGAUUCGGGGGACGACAGCGACAGCGGGCCGGAUCUGGCCCGGGGGAAGGGCAACAUCGAGACGAGCUCGGACGAAGACGACGAGGACGACGUGGGCGCCAUCCUGAGGAAAGAGGAAGAGGAGAUCGAACACGACUGGGGGGAGCUGUGCAAAGACGCGCCGCGGAGCGACGAGGUGUCGGCGCGGCUCGCCGUCUGCAACAUGGACUGGGACCGGCUGAAGGCCCGAGACCUGCUGGCUCUGCUCCAAUCCUUCACGCCCAAAGGUGGCGCCGUGCUCUCUGUGAAGAUCUACCCGUCAGAGUUUGGGGAGGAGAGGCUGAAGGCGGAGGAGAGUCAGGGACCGAUGGAGCUGAAGGCGCUGCCCGACGACUCGGAGGACGACACGGAGGAGGAGAGGGUUUACAGGGAGAAGCUGCGGGACUACCAGUUCAAGCGUCUGAAGUAUUUCUACGCCGUGGCGGAGUGCGACUCGGCCCAGACGGCGGCGAAGAUCUACGAGGAGUGCGACGGCUACGAGUACGAGAGCAGCUGCUCCGUCCUCGACCUGCGCUUCGUUCCCGAUGACGUGAAGUUUGACGAGGAGCCCAAAGACGCGGCGACGGACGUAAACCUGUCGGCCUACACGCCCAAGCUCUUCACCUCGUCUGCGACCGCCACCUCGAAGGUGCAGCUGACGUGGGAUGAAACCGAUCACGAGCGCGUGACGGCCCUAAACAGGAAGUUCAACAAAGACGAGCUGCUGGACAUGGACUUCAGAGCCUACCUGGCCUCCUCCAGCGAAGAGGAGGAGGAAGGCGGUGGUGACGGAGCCUUUGAAGAGGACGUGAAGACGGCGGCAGACGAGCGCGUCGUGGAGGCGCAGGAGAAGAAGACGAAGAGCGAGGAGCAGAUCUCCAAGUACAGAGAGCUGCUGAAAGGCAUCCAGGAGAAAGAGAAGAAGGUGCAGGAGGACAAAGACAUGGAGAUGGAGGUCACCUGGGUGCCAGGCCUGAAGGAGACGACGGAGCAGCUGGUGAAGAAGAAGCUGGAGGCCAAAGACGUGCUGACGCCCUGGGAGGAGUUCCUGCAGAAGAAGAGAGAGAAGAAGAAGCAGAAGAAGUGUGAGAGUGAACAGGGAGCGGAGGGAGCGCUCAGCAACGACGAGCUUCCUUCAGACGUCGACCUCAGCGACCCCUUCUUCUCCGAGGAGCUCGGUGCUGCAGACAUGAAGAAGAAACAGAAAGGGAAGAAAAAGAAGAAGCAGGAGGAAGAGCGACGGACGGCCGAGGAGGAGGAGGAGCUGCAGAAACAGAAGGCUCAGAUGGCUCUGCUGAUGGACGACGACGACAAACACAAACACUUCAACUACGACAAGAUCGUGGAGCAGCAGAACCUGAGCAAGAAGAAGAGGAAGAAGCUGCUGAAGAAAGGGGAGGAGCUGCCGGAGGACGACCACUUCCAGGUGGACGUUAAAGACCCUCGUUUCCAGGCCAUGUUCACCUCCCAUCUCUUCAACCUGGACCCCUCCCACCCCAGCUACAAGAAGACCAAAGCCACGCAGAGCAUCGUAGCCGAGAAGCAGCGCCGGCGGGAGGAGCAGCAGCGGCGCCUGGAGGGCGCUCAGGAGGUCACGCCCACGCAGGCGGAGAGCGACAGGAAAAGUCGGGAAGCAGAGUCUGACGCUCGGGCGACAACGACGCAGAUGGACCCGAGUCUGUCGCUGCUCGUCAGAUCCAUCAAAAGCAAAACGCAGCAGUUUCAGGCUCGCAAGAAGCAGAAGCUGCUGUAGCUCCAGACGUUAGCCACGUCCAUCAGGCGCCGAUCACGCAGGAUCUACUUCCUGGACUGCCCUCGGGUUUUGUGUUAAUAUGUUUGUGUGCAGCGGGAUCCUGACAGCAGCACGAACGUGGAAAAGUUUUAUUAUUGAUGUUUCACAGAACUGAGAUUAAAAGGAUUAAAAACACA
This is a messenger RNA of Maylandia zebra (zebra mbuna), 2538 nucleotides long. It is a transcript of the gene esf1, whose product is annotated as ESF1 nucleolar pre-rRNA processing protein. The record is from RefSeq and is a predicted model, not a curated record. Gene Ontology annotation, cellular component: nucleus. Gene Ontology annotation, molecular function: RNA binding. NCBI's taxonomy places the organism in Eukaryota, Metazoa, Chordata, Actinopteri, Cichliformes, Cichlidae. Gene Ontology annotation, biological process: rRNA processing.